This is a messenger RNA of Caenorhabditis elegans, 972 nucleotides long. RefSeq names its product Ig-like domain-containing protein (gene oig-5). The record is from RefSeq and is marked reviewed. The transcript has 5 exons. Bases 151 to 645 code for a protein of 164 amino acids. NCBI's taxonomy places the organism in Eukaryota, Metazoa, Nematoda, Chromadorea, Rhabditida, Rhabditidae.
GGCAAGUGAGAGAUAGGAAGAGUGAGCGAAAGAGAUCUACUGCUACUGAGACCAACUACCCGCCUUACUUGUCCCAUCACGUCUUCCCCGUUUCGGGUAUCUCUUUUUCCAUUGAAACUGUUGAUAUUCGCUGAUCAACCCCUUUUCAACAUGAUCACAAUGGGGUUACGAGAGACAAUGGGUCGUGGUGGCCCACCGAAUACUACAACAUUCAUAUUCCUGCUAGGAUGUCUACUUUUCCUUGUGUCGGAUCGCUACUACACAUGUACAGCCGAGAACAUCAGACUCAAGGACUACAAGUCUGGCAAUCAGUUUAGUCUGCAAAUCACUAAUAACAAGAGACGUAGUUUGCAACAAACGACUCCAACUGAGCAGUACUUGAAUCGGAGUUCUCCAAUUGCUGAACAAGGAAAUCUACACAAACUUCACUGCUUCUUCUCCGCAUAUCCAGUACCAAUACCCCGUUGGUUCCACAAUGGUAGUGAGAUCAAUGAAGAUAAGGGAUAUCGAUUCGAAUCAAACGGUAAUACGCUUGUCUUCAAUGCAACACAAGACAAGGCUGGAAAAUAUGAUUGUCGAUUUGCAACUAAACAGGAUAUUGAUCGAUCAUUCAAUGUUGUAGUCGAGGAACUUCAAGAUAACUGAAUUUGAAACGUUUUCAAAUUGGUAUUCUCUUGUGUUAAAGAUCGCCCAACUGCUAUAUGAUAUUCAUGACUGAGAAGCUCCUCCAGGCUGAAAUCAAUGCGUGGUAGCCUAAAGAGGUUACCGUCUAUGCCUAAAGUAGGAAAAAAUUAACUUUCCUCUGUUCACCCACUUUCUGAUUUCUAGUAUUUUAAACAUUUUUUUUCUUGUUUUACCGAUCCACUCAUUACCCCAACCACUUAUUAAAAUUUUGUUCGUUUUUCUCUUAAUAUGCGUGCAAUUCACCCCCGAUUUUUUCAUUGAUCAAUAAAUUAGAGCGUAGUUUAAAAA